AUGGCUUCUCGGUUCGGAUCGAAUCUCCACCAGCGCGACCCGCGUAGCGCUCUCUUCGCGGGCUACGAUAAUGGCGAAGCGUCUAGGCGCCCUGUGAGCGCGAGUCCGAAUCGAUACGGUGGCUACGGGUAUCCCGGAGGCGCCUCGGCGACUGGUGGCAACAGCCAUCUCGGUGUAUCUAACACCCAAUAUAGGCCAGCAACGCCAAACAAGAAGGGCCAUUAUAGCGAUGCCGUUCUCAACGAACUCGAGAGCCAAAACGAUCAGCAGGUAGAAGGUAUCCUUGGCAAGGUCAGGGUCCUCAAGGAUAUGACCGUGGCGAUCGGCGAUGAGAUCCGCGAAUCCUCGGCGCUUGCGGAAAAGAUGAACGAAGGCUUCGAUAACACCCGAGUCCGCCUCCGAGGCACCAUGAACCGCAUGCUAGUCAUGGCCGAACGUACUGGCGUGCCUUGGAAGGUGUGGCUUGCCUUCUUCGCCGCUGUCAUCUUUGUCUUCAUGUACGUCUGGCUGUUCUGA
Parascedosporium putredinis is the source of this 516-nucleotide messenger RNA. NCBI's taxonomy places the organism in Eukaryota, Fungi, Ascomycota, Sordariomycetes, Microascales, Microascaceae. The record is from the annotation of a GenBank genome assembly.